AUGGAAAAGAAACUUCAUGCAAAAGAUGAAGUCAUUGAAGCAAAAGACAAAAGCAUUCAGAAAAGAAUACCACGUUCGGUACCAAAAGGAAAGGAAAAGAACUAUAAGUAUAUGAUUUAUACUGAAGAGAUGGAAAAUGAAGAAGAUAAAGAUAUGGUUAUGUUGCAUUUAGUCAGAAGAAACAACAAAAGCUUUUACGACCUUGCUAAGAUUUACAAAUCUGACAGAAAUUGGUUCUAUCGCGAAAACUUACCGAUUUCAAUGACCCCAAAUGAAGAUGUGAAACAAAUAGUUCAA
This is a messenger RNA of Trichomonas vaginalis G3, 297 nucleotides long. RefSeq lists its product as uncharacterized. The transcript has a single exon. The record is from RefSeq and is a predicted model, not a curated record. NCBI's taxonomy places the organism in Eukaryota, Parabasalia, Trichomonadida, Trichomonadidae. The annotation marks the transcript as partial.